UCUAAUAAGUCCCGGAGGGAGGAGAGUUCCCUUCUUCAUUUGCGAUUAGGGAAGGAGAGAGAGAGAGAGAGAGAGGAUGCCGAACACCGUAACGUUGAUAGGAGCUCUGCUGGGGUUAGGCACCCAGAUGUACUCCAACGCCCUUCGGAAACUCCCUCUUAUGAGGCAUCCGUGGGAGCAUGUCCUGGGCAUGGGACUCGGCGUGAUCUUCACGAACCAGCUGGUGAAAUGGGACGCCCAGCUCCAGGAAGAUCUCGACAAGAUGCUCGAAAAGGCCAAGGCCGCUAAUGAGCGCAGAUACUUCGAUGAUGACGAGUAGCAGUUUCAUGGCCGGAGUUUGCCAAGCACUUCAUCUGCAUGCAUGUGCGACUUUGAGAUUCAAUAUAUCGUUCCAAGAAUUAGUGUAGGGACUUCAAUUUGCACCUACUUGAAAACUGUUUGCUCAUUAUCUGUGAGGUUGGUCUGCUCUGUCACGACUUAAUAAGCUCACAUCUUUCAAAUUGAGUGUUGUUAAUGGUUUUUCCAGAUUGUUCA
Messenger RNA from Magnolia sinica, 534 nucleotides. RefSeq lists its product as uncharacterized. Bases 77 to 319 code for a protein of 80 amino acids. Lineage: Eukaryota; Viridiplantae; Streptophyta; Magnoliopsida; Magnoliales; Magnoliaceae. The transcript has 3 exons. The record is from RefSeq and is a predicted model, not a curated record.